CAGCAUGCAUCCGUAUCCUGGGGAGGCGCAUCUCCCCUACGCCAGAUGGGCUCAGGCAGUUCUCCGGACCUGGAAGCUGCGGUUCCACAAGAGCAAUACGCGAGCAAAGGUCGCGCACAGGCCAGCAACAGCAGUCGACCCGUCGCAGCCUGGUCGCCCUCCUUCCCGUCGUCGUCAACGGGACCCGACAGUGAGAGCAGUCGUCAUUCCUUCACUAAUGACAAUGGUGAUGCCGUCCCCCCUACUGCUGACACGAGGCAUCCACCCUGCACGGCCAAAUCACCACUGCGGCACAGCACCCUCACCGCGACCCCCAGCCCAACCAGCACUGCCCUGCCGCCGUCCUCGUCCACAGCCUCCACCACUGGCGCCCGCUCACUCUCAGUUUUGAAUCGCUCCUCAUUGCGAAAUGAGAUUACUUCACCAGAUUCGUCAUUCUCAUUCCCAUCCUCAUCCUCAUCCCCAUCCUCAUUUUCAACCGGGUUUUCACCUCGCCCAGCUCUGCCUUCCUCCAUUACUGCAGUCCUAGCAAAGGCUUCUCCCUCACCAGGCUUCGCAGCACCGCACAUAUCUUCCUCCUCUCUGCUCCACAGCGCGACUGUUGGCGCAAAUUCUUCAGCAGCAACUGCAGACAAAGCUGAGAUGCCCGCGCUCAUGUCUUCAUCACCAAGUAACCACGACCUUUGCUACGAAGGGAGUCAUGAUCGUAACCACGACAGCGGAGGGCAUGUCAACGAGACUGGGGGGACUGUUGGCUCUUAUGAUCAAGCAACAGGAGCAGAUAAAGGAUCAACAUUCGUCUCAGACGCCCAGCCGAGACGCGGCCCAAUUCGAUCCAUGGUAAAGACUGAGGAGGAUCAGGAGGCGCCAAGAGCAGCAGCGGUAGGGACAGCAAGACAGGGAGGGGAAAGUGGCAUCAUGGGGGCAAGUGCAUAUCAUGCCAACGAUGCAACAGCAGGACCGUCAGCAAUAGGAGAGACGGCUGAAGGAGGGACAGGAGGAGCUGCAGGAGCAGGGGCAGGGGCAGGAGCAAGAGCAAGAGCGGGAGCAGGAGCAGGAGCAGGAGCAGGAGCAG
Messenger RNA from Gamsiella multidivaricata, 1075 nucleotides. RefSeq lists its product as uncharacterized. The record is from RefSeq and is a predicted model, not a curated record. The transcript has a single exon. Lineage: Eukaryota; Fungi; Mortierellomycota; Mortierellomycetes; Mortierellales; Mortierellaceae. The annotation marks the transcript as partial.